This is a messenger RNA of Pararge aegeria (speckled wood butterfly), 836 nucleotides long. RefSeq names its product 39S ribosomal protein L11, mitochondrial (gene mRpL11). Gene Ontology annotation, molecular function: large ribosomal subunit rRNA binding; structural constituent of ribosome. Bases 158 to 748 code for a protein of 196 amino acids. Gene Ontology annotation, cellular component: mitochondrial large ribosomal subunit; ribosome. The transcript is spliced from 4 exons. Lineage: Eukaryota; Metazoa; Arthropoda; Insecta; Lepidoptera; Nymphalidae. The record is from RefSeq and is a predicted model, not a curated record. Gene Ontology annotation, biological process: translation.
UUUCUGAAAAUUAGUUAUAGGUUAUGUUGUCUUUUUUGAGUUCGAAUUCUAAUUAUUCCAAUAUCUACUACUAUAGUAAUUGAAACUAGUGAUACGACCUCUAUUAUAUUGUAUUUUACUAAAUUUUUUUAUCUGCUCUUAUUGUUUGAUUAGGAAAAUGUCGAAGUCCGUAGCUCGAUUAAAAUCAAUGAAGAAAGUUGCCGAUAAAAUAGACCAUUCGUCGAAGUUAAGGACAGACAUUCCUGCUGGAAUGGCAGCUCCUGGUCCACCGUUGGGACCCAUGCUAGGACAGCGCAAUAUCAAUGUAGCAGCCUUCUGCAAGGACUUCAAUGAGCGUACGGCGAACAUCAAACAAGGCAUUCCUUUGCCCACCCGAGUCAAAGUGAACCCAGAUAGGUCUUACAAUCUCGUCAUACAUCAACCACCUGCAACUUACUUCUUGAAACAAGCUGCUGGGAUUAAUAGAGGGGCUAUGGAACCAGUACGGGAAACCAGUGGCAAAAUCACCCUGAAACACUUAUAUGAAAUAGCUCAAAUUAAAUCCCAAGACCCGACCCUCGAUUGGAAACCAUUGAAGGAUAUAUGCACCAUGCUAAUAGCUACUGCCAGGACUUGUGGAAUUGAAGUGGUGAAGGAGCUUGAUCCGAAGGAGUACGGUGAAUUCCUCAACCAAAGAAAAGCAACUAUAGAGGAGCAGAAAAAACUAUUGCAAGAGAAACGGGAAGCGAAAAUGUUAAGAACUGCAUAAUUGUAUAGUCCUAUUCUGUAAUAGUACUUAGACUAGAAUAAUAAAGGUUUAAAUAAAUUGUAGAUAUAUAAAUAAUACCUAUUAUACA